UCGGCGCGCAAUCAAGUGACGCAUCGUGGAAUCGCCGCUGCUGGCAAUACUAGUGAAGCUAUUCGUUUGUAGAAAGAAACGUUGACUGACGUGAUACAUCUGUAUGGAUUUAGUGGUCUUCGGUAGCUUCUGCUGUGUUGUAUCAUAUUACGCCACGCACAUUGAAUAAUUUAUGAUAAAGAGCGCAUGUGUUAAUAAUGCAAUUUACAAAAGUGCACAGAGGAAUGCAACAAAGUCCGGAAAAUGAUGCAAUCACUGCUAUUCGAACCUGUGAUUAAGAGUUGCCGUUGAAUGCCGUAUAAAACUACGCGAGACGUUGCGUUACGUUUUUAUGGUUUACUCGAAAAAUCUGAUUAUUCAAUUGGCACAAACUGCAGCAGUUUAUGCAAAUCGCUAUGAGAUUGCAAUGCCUUCGGCAAUUAUUGACGCCGAUGACAACGAUUGAAAGCCGAUCGAUUAAGACUUACAGAUACCGCAGAGAAUUCACUAUGAAAGCUUAACAGCAGCACGCCGAGACAGCCUUCCUUUUUAUUAUACACAACUUUUAUUUUACCGCGAAUGACGCGAUAACUACGAUGCGAAAAUAAUUUAGUCCACGCAGAUAACUUGCAAUGUUCUUCUGUCCUAUUUCUUUGUCGUUUAAGGGUCGGUUCUCUCCAAUCUGCCAUCUUCAGUGUAUGACGUCAUAGGCAAGGAAUGACAUGGUCGAAAAUUCUUGCGUCCCAUAUUUUUCACUUUUUCCUCACAAAAACAAUAUUUUUGUAUUCUUGAAACCUGCCCAGAUAGCACAAAAGUACCAGAAAUAUUCUAAGAACGUCCUACGAACGUUGAACAUUCUUUGAACGUUCUUAGAUUGUCUCUGGAACUUUUGUGUUACCUGGAUGUACAAUAUAUCAGAAAUUCUGACAUUUAUCCGAUGAUAUAAUAUUAAAGUAGAAAUCUUAAAUCGUGUAGCUCUGCUGCCAGAACCAGUUUUGACAGCUGUUGCAUUUUGGGAAUUAUUUUACGAUUCUACAGCAUGCAUCAGACAGCUUGCAUAAAAUCAAGAUGGCACAUUGGCGAGAGCCGAUCUUUAAUAAAUUAAUUAAUAUAUGUCAUGUCUAUAUGCGUAGCAAUAAGAAAAAUGACAAUAAUAAAUUCAGCCGCGAAGGAAAGCUUAAAUGUAAAAAAUCCUCGUUGUUUUUUAUCGCGCGAGUAACAAACUUUGUCCUACACAGUUCAUUUACCUUAAGCAGAUUGAAACAAUAGUCAACCGUUUUGACAAUAUUAAAAUAUUUAUCGUAUUAUUCAUAUUAAAACUUAUUUUUUAUGUUUAUUAAAAAAAAUUCGUACAGCUCAUUACAAUAUCUACAGCUAUACGCCAAUUUCAUUUGUAUUUACUGUUUGUCUAAUGCCAUACUUUUCAAUGUAAUGUCACGAGAAAAAGGUAUUUGCCCUUCCUGUUUGACGUAAUCUGACUUUACAAGUAAUACUGUAAGCAAAUGAGUUCUAUUUCGUGCUAAUACCGAAUUUAGAAAGAAGAUUCAUGACCACGUUGAAUGUAAAUUUAUUUCGGAGUGACCCAUGUUGCUACUUCCGGCACGUUAUAUGUAUAUAUAUAUAAAUUUUUUUUCAAUGAAAAAUAAAUUUAUCACCUUACAUUUGGCAAGCUAAAUUCAUUCGAAGUAUUGGGCCUUCCAACGAAUAUAAAACAAAAUCAUAUAAAUCAUUGCGUCGACAUGAAUUUUGGUUCUAUAGAAAGGUGCUGAAGAUUUUAUGGAAAGUACAAAAAGUAUAAAGCACAAAAUAAUUAGUGAUAUAUUCACUCAUCAUGACAUCGAUGUCGGUUGGAACUUCUGUGACAGAAUUGGAAGAAUCUUUGAAUAGUGACAAAGAAAGUAACAAAUUGCACCAGGCUAAUUAUGAAUGGAAAAUUGUUUGGAGGAACGUUAUCAUUUUUUCUUACAUUCAUCUUGCUAGCAUUUAUGCAGCGUACCUAUGUCUCUUCCGCCUUAAAUUUAUAUCAUUUCUUUGGUUCUAUUGUGUUGGAGCCUGUGCGGGUUUAGGUGUCACUGCUGGUGCUCAUAGAUUAUGGUGUCAUCGAUGUUAUAAGGCAAAAUGGCCGAUGAGACUUAUGUUGAUGAUUUUUCACACUAUUGCUUUUCAGGAUGCCAUUUUUCAGUGGGUAAGGGAUCAUCGAGUGCACCACAAAUUUACUGACACUGACGCGGAUCCGUACAACGCGCGUCAAGGAUUCUUCUUCUCGCACAUCGGUUGGCUUCUGGUGCGUAAGCAUCCGAGCGUUAAAAUUAGAGGUGCGACGGUCGAUUGCAGCGAUCUCGAGCAAGAUCCCUUCGUGGUUUUUCAAAAAAAGUGGUAUAUGUAUUUAAUGCCGUUCUGCUGCUUUAUCAUACCUACAUUGGUACCUUACUGGUUCUGGGGCGAAAGUCUGUGGUAUUCAUGGCACGCCGCUGUUUUCAGAUAUUGCGUAAAUUUAAACAUUACUUGGUCAGUGAAUUCUGCAGCCCACAUGUGGGGCGUAAAGCCAUACAACAAGUCGCUUAGCUCCACCAACAAUAGCAGCGUUUCUUUCUUUACGCUUGGCGAAGGCUGGCACAAUUAUCAUCACGUUUUUCCAUGGGAUUAUAAAGCCGCUGAGCUUGGCAAUUACAGGCUGAACCUUACCACAGCUUUUAUCGACCUAUUUGCUUAUUUCGGUUUAGCUUACGAUUUGAAAACAGUACCCGUUGAUAUGAUAAAAAAACGAGUUCUCGAAAAUAGCAAAAAGGAUUAAUAUUUUUAGUACUUGUGCAUGAAAUUAAAAAAUAACUUUAAUUAAUUUUUUAAUUUCUGAAAUUAGUUUCUCUGCAGGAAAUCAAACUUUAUGUAAGCUUGAAAAUUUAUUCCAUUGUAUCACUUCAUUACAAUCCUUCUCUAGUUAUAUCAAUAUAGUUAUAGGAUAUUUUGUAUAUAAGUAUAACUUUAUGUACACAGAGGAAAUGAAAUAUAACUUGUAAUAUUAUAUUGUAGCGCAUUUAUAUAUACUUAAUUAUAUACAUAAUCAUACAUCUUAUAAAGAGAUUUGUUUGGUCUUAAUUUAAGCAUGAUUAAGAUGUAAUUACAAAGUACUAAGAUGAAUUAUUACAUUA
Molecule: messenger RNA, 3128 nt
Organism: Ooceraea biroi (clonal raider ant)
Lineage: Eukaryota; Metazoa; Arthropoda; Insecta; Hymenoptera; Formicidae
Product: (11Z)-hexadec-11-enoyl-CoA conjugase
Biological process (GO): unsaturated fatty acid biosynthetic process
Cellular component (GO): endoplasmic reticulum membrane
Molecular function (GO): stearoyl-CoA 9-desaturase activity; iron ion binding
Source: RefSeq, a predicted model, not a curated record